UGGGGGGCACUCGGGAGUCGGGUUCCGGGGUGGCAGCACAAGGGCGGAAGAAAGCCUACGGCAAGAGCACAGUUGGAGCUUCAGGUAGCAGAAUCCUCCAUUAGUGCGGGUGCCUGCCAAGAAUAGCAAUUUGAAAAGUGGAUGGAAGUUUCAUUUUAAGGAAAAUGGAUGCAGGGUGAUCCUCAUAGAAACUACUAAAGACUACAAAGAAUUGAUUCUAGGCAAAGUAACAGUGAAAUAGAUUAUACUGAUCGAGUAACAUGGAUCCAUGUUCAGUUGGAAUUCAGCUCCAUACUGCUAAUGAAUGUCAUAAAAUAUACUAUACCCGUCAUGCUGGCUUCAAGACUAAGCAAGAUCUAUCAUCAUCUGAUCUGCUACUACUUCAGCUUAGGACUGGAAUGACUCUUUCUGAGAACAAUACAAUCUGCUUCCAUCAUGCAAAAAUUUACAUUGACAAAUUUGAAGAUCUGCAAAAAUCAUGUUGUGACCCAUUUAACGUACACAGGAAAGUAUCAAAGAAAAACUUGCGUGCAAUCGACUUAGAUGAUGCAGCUUUUCUAAGUGCCAAGUUCGGAAGACAGUUUGUACCUGGUUGGAAGCUUUGUCCAAAGUGUACACAGAUAAUCAAUGGAAGUGUGGAUGUUGACACUGAAGAUCGCCAAAGAAGGAAACUUGAUUCAGACGGGCGAACAGCUAAAGCUUUGAAGUCCUUGCAGUUUGCUAAUCCAGGACGACAGACUGAAUUUGCUCCAGAAAGCAGUAAAAGGGAAAAGAGAAGGCUACAAACAAAAAGCACGUCAGUUAAUUCGGACAGGCAAGUAAUCCCAGCAAAGAGUAAAGUCUAUGAUAGCCAGGGACUUCUGCUUUAUAGUGGGAUGGACCUCUGUGACUGUCUUGAUGAAGAUUGCUUGGGAUGCUUCUAUGCUUGUCCCAAGUGUGGUUCCAACAAAUGUGGAGCUGAAUGCCGCUGUGAUCGCAAGUGGUUAUAUGAACAAAUUGAGAUAGAAGGAGGAGAAAUUAUUCGCAAUAAGCAUGUGGGUUAAUUUAUAAGUUUUUGUGUUGCAUUCCAAUACAGAAUUUGAUGGUCUAAUGAAAAAUCAGUGGAACCUAUCAUAACGCACAUGAACAGUCUGUUCAGACUUACAAAUUCAUUGUUUGAUAUGGUUUUAGAAAGGUUCUUACUCAUACUAACUGUGUAUUGUCACACUUCAUUCCACCUUGUACUCAUCCAUACAAACCAGCAAAAAAGGGGCUGGAACAAUGCAGUGCUUGACUGUUCAGUGAGAGUUUGAAACUGAGUGGCUGGUUAAGUCCUAAAAGAAAUUUGGGAUUAGCUGCUGCAUAUGCCCUGCUCUGUAGAGAGGGCACUUUCUCCAUGUAUCUCUCCUUUCUCACCUCUCCCCUUGAAGACUUAGUAAAAACAAACAUGAACACCAUCUUUUAAAAAGAAAUGUAGUCUCUUUUUAAGUUUAAAAUGUAAGCAGUGGCAAUCAUGACCAGUAUUAGCAGGUGUAUAACAAAUCAUAAAUGCUGUAUUUUCUAAAAUGAGUCUUGGGACUGUUAUAACAUAGUUAAACAUCUAACAAUGUAGGGGGUAAGUCAACAUGUUCAUUGCACUGGUUUGCUAUAAAUAUACUUUUAAAAUAUAAAUAAGCUCUGUCCUAAUUAUUUAACAGUAUUUAGCACUUAGGGGGUGCUCUCUCACAGAUAGCAGUUGAAGUUUCUGCUAGUUGCACCAUUAUAAAAUCCUGACUUUAACACCAAAGGUAUAAAGACUGUCAGCACUACUUGUACAAACCCAUUGUUUUGGAACUUGAUAACUGGGAUGUGUGCUUAAAAAAAACAAAAAAAAAAUACUCAAACC
Chelonoidis abingdonii (Abingdon island giant tortoise) is the source of this 1864-nucleotide messenger RNA. RefSeq names its product ARF like GTPase 14 effector protein (gene ARL14EP). The record is from RefSeq and is a predicted model, not a curated record. Gene Ontology annotation, cellular component: intracellular membrane-bounded organelle. Lineage: Eukaryota; Metazoa; Chordata; Testudines; Testudinidae.